Prunus armeniaca (apricot) is the source of this 270-nucleotide messenger RNA. Lineage: Eukaryota; Viridiplantae; Streptophyta; Magnoliopsida; Rosales; Rosaceae. The record is from the annotation of a GenBank genome assembly.
AUGAUAACAUGGCCCGUGUCUGCCGAGCAGUUUUACAAUGAGAAGUUGGUGACUGAGAUACUGAGAAUUGGGGUUGCUGUUGGUUCUGAAAAAUGGGCUUCAUUAGUAGAUGUGAAGAAGGAAGCAAGUGUGAAGAGGGACGCUAUAGAGAAGGCUGUGGCUCAAGUCAUGGUGGGUGAUGAAGCAGAGGAAAUGAGAAGCAGAGCCAGGGGACUAAGAGAGCUGGCAAGGAGGGCUAUUGAAAAAGGAGGAUCAUCAUACUCUGAUUGA